UUCGGGACUGGUCAAGUAGUUAGAGACGGGGAAGGUGAAAAAGGAGUGAAGUGAAGAUGGCGAGAGGGUCCCGGUGUUUGCGGAGAGCGGUAGCAGAAUGUAUUAAGCAGUUACCGUCCACAGCAGCUCGAGAAACACCGGGAAAGAAUGGAGUGAGAUAUUUGUCGUCAUGUGGCAUUCUGAUGACCCGGAUGCCACCUCUACUAAGGACCGUGUCUGGCCGUGCUGCAAUCUCUCCAGCCAGAAGCUUCUUCAACCUCUCAGAGUCCUUCAAUAAGAGGAAAGAAUAUUCUGAGAGGCGCAUCAUCGGGUAUUCCAUGCAGGAGAUGUAUGAAGUGGUGGCAAAGGUAGAGGACUAUCUUCAGUUUGUGCCCUGGUGCAAACGCUCAGAUGUGAUCUUCCGGAGGUCUGGCUUCUGUAAGGCCAAGCUAACUGUGGGCUUUCCUCCUGUGGUGGAGAACUACACAUCCCUUGUUACUACAGUGCGCCCUCAUUUGGUCAAGGCUUCAUGCUCAGAUGGUAAACUUUUCAAUCACCUGGAGACAGUCUGGCGUUUCAGUCCUGGCCUUCCUGGCUACCCUCGCACAUGCACCCUGGACUUUGCUAUUUCCUUUGAGUUCCGCUCCCUCUUGCAUUCUCAGUUGGCCACUGUGUUCUUCGAUGAGGUGGUCAAGCAGAUGGUAUCUGCUUUCGAACGACGGGCCUGCAAACUGUACGGCCCUGAGACACAGAUACCACGUGAGCUGAUGUUCCACGAGGUCCACCACACGUAGCCUCUCUGCACUCUGGGGCCGGCAGGGCAGGAGGGUAUUCUGGGGAUUCUGGGAAGGAGGGGGCCUUUGGAGGGUGGGGGAGGGUUGAGCCUCAUAGAGACAAGUUCACGUGCCUCAGUAACUACAGUGCCUGGUCCAAACGAAACAUUUGAUUUUAAGUUUUUAACCUAAUUUUUUGUUGCUGGAUCUAAUAUUUGGGCUUGACAGCAUCUGCGGAGCCCUGCCUAUCUGCCUCACUCCUUCUGUGGGUAACAUACUGUGUACGGAGUACACUUGAGCCAUACUGUUUUUAAUGGCGGCUGGCGAAGGGGAGCAUGUGGAUGGCCUGAUAAGGGUUUGGUGAACAGGUAUUGGUAUUGUCAAUGGUGCGCUAUAAAUGAAAAAGGACAUGGAGAUUGAGCCUGUUAUUUGAGGACUUGAGCCAAAGUUAUUUUUCAGGAGAGGCUUUUUUUAUUUUUUAUUUAAUAAACGCAUAAAAACCAUUUGAGCAGAGCAGAACUGGAUGGUCCAGUAAGGUGGAAUGUGUAAAACCACCUGUAUCUAUUAAAAAAGUGAUAGGGUUAUACAAAAAAGGGACAAGGAGACUUGCUUAAGGUGCACAGUAUAGAGAGGGUAUAGUGUAUUAUUAUGUUGACUGAUGCUGCAGCCAAGUGCACAUGUCCAAUCAAGGCUGCCUAUAGGACUGACUAGCAGACUUUUGGUUUUCCAAACCAGCAUCAAGGGCUUUCCAUCACACGAGUGCUUACAAGAUUAUCUCAACAAAAUGAACACUUGCACAGCAAUAACUUUCAGUCGUGCAUAGUGACAACAUGGUUGCCAAGUCUGAAGGAAAGGAUUUUAAGUUAGAACAUUUUAGCUUUGCUAAAAGUGCUUUAAUUACUAUUUUUCACUGAUGGGAGCACAUAAUGUAACAUCUUAUGGUGUAUCUCAGUAAGUGUCCAGAUCAAAGGACUAUUGUUUAUUGUAAAAGUGUGCAAUAUAUUUGUAAAGAUUGAUUUUUAAGAUGGAUAGUUUCUUGCAAGUUAGGAUGUCCUCUGCUUCUAAAAGGGCCCAAACUCAGGGGCCUGGGGGGGAAGUGAUCUUUCCAUCAGGACACCCCUGAGAUUGCUGUAGUAGUGAAGUAUCUGCCAAAUUAGACCGUAAAGAUUCCAAUUCAACACCCAUGCCCUUACUGCUUUUUUUACCUAGUGAGUUACAUAUUAUUUAUCAUUAUCAUAAAAUACGUAUGCGUUGACAUCCUAUAAAAUAUUUAUUUUGGUUCCGGGAAAACCACAUGUACAUAACUGAUGUAAGACCACAAACUAGAAUACAGUGUACAAUAUAUAUAUAUUUUUUUGUUUGUCUGUUUCUUAUAGGGGGAUGUUUUAGUAUUGAUUAGGGGUUUUAAUGAGUGUCAUGGUAUGUAUCCAGCCUGCAUGGUUCAUAAACUAUUUUUAUAUUUAAAAAUCAGCUUGUCUGGUGUGGUGUCUGCAGAGUGUCUUGUUUGUCAACAUCAAGUUCAGACUGGUUUCACCUUCAAAAUAGAUAAUCAUGUGAGGGAUAAUAUUAGCUGUACACGUCAUAGCAGCUGGUGGGCUGGGUUAAGUGCAACUUUGCAUUACACAAUUACAUACAACAUCAGUAAAUAACCAGGAUAAUAAUUUUUUUUCUCUUCUUCUCUGACUAAAGUGCCCAAAGCUAUAGCAUUGCUUCACAUGUAAAGGGGUAUUCUUGCCUACAACAAGCAUUUGGUGUGUUAUCUGUCAUGUUAUGCAACAUUUUGUAGUGGAGUGUUGCAUCAUACAUCAGAUAGACAGAAUUCAUGUUCAAUUCAAUUUAUAUAUUGUGGCUGUUCAAGGAAAAACGUCUCUCCAUUUUUUUUUCCAAUUGAUAAUUUUUCAUCAUGAUGAUCCCGACAGCUACUGUUUACAGUGGGUAAAAAAUGUAUUAUGAUGUUACUGUUGGACCAAUAGAAAUGAACAUUUCGCGCUAGAGCUAUAAAAGUUGCAAGUGUUGUAGCACACUUUUUUUAGAUAUACAAAUAACAAAAUGCUUCUAAAAAGUAUCAGAAGUGUAAGAAAUUGUCAUUUAAACUACAGAAAAUAUGCAGCAUGUAAAAGGUUAUUACUUGAAAGCUCAUUUUGUGAAAUAGAUUAUUAAUUUGUGCACAGUAACUCACGUUCCCCACAACACUCUGGGGCAGUAGAAGCACACAAGUAGCAUUUUUCUGCAUCUUAAAAGUGUGAAAAAACCCACACCAGCAGUAUGGCUGGAAGUACGUGUAAUGCUAAAAUGGGAAAUUAAAUUGUUUGUUAUCUAAA
Messenger RNA from Colossoma macropomum (tambaqui), 3073 nucleotides. It is a transcript of the gene coq10b, whose product is annotated as coenzyme Q10B. Gene Ontology annotation, cellular component: mitochondrion. Gene Ontology annotation, biological process: ubiquinone biosynthetic process; cellular respiration. Lineage: Eukaryota; Metazoa; Chordata; Actinopteri; Characiformes; Serrasalmidae. Bases 57 to 773 code for a protein of 238 amino acids. Gene Ontology annotation, molecular function: ubiquinone binding. The record is from RefSeq and is a predicted model, not a curated record. The transcript is spliced from 5 exons.